AUGGCUAAACGCACAGAGUUCAGGUUUAAUAUUCUGCAGGAAAGCCUCAUCAAACUUGUCGAAGCUUGUAAUGACCAGUCGCACAAUAUGGACCGCUGGCUCAGUAAACUGGAAGCUUCCAACUGGCUGACUCACAUCAAGGAGAUACUAACUGCAGCUUGUCUAGCUGCUCAGUGUAUUGAUAGGGAAGGUGCAUCAGUGCUAGUCCAUGGGACUGAAGGAACUGAUUCAACGCUCCAGGUAACUUCUCUGGCACAGAUUAUCUUGGAUCCAAGAUGCAGGACCAUACGUGGCUUUGAAUCUCUUGUUGUGAGGGAGUGGCUACAGGCUGGUCACCCUUUCCAGCAGCGCUGUGCCCAAUCAGCCUAUUCAAAUAGCAAGCAGAAAUGGGAGGCCCCAGUGUUUCUCCUCUUUUUGGACUGUGUGUGGCAAAUCCUUCGUCAGUUCCCUUGCUCUUUUGAAUUCAACGAACAGUUCCUCAUUAUGCUCUUUGAACAUGCUUACGCUUCACAGUUUGGGACUUUCCUGGGAAACAACGAAAAUGAAAGGUCUAAACUGAAGCUGCUGCAAAAGACUAUGUCCCUGUGGUCCUGGGUGAACAGGUCUGAAGAGCUGAGCAAAUUCCAGAAUCCUCUUUUUGAGGCCAACAGCCUUGUCAUCUGGCCCUCCGUUGCCCCACAGAGCCUGCAGCUCUGGGAAGGUGUCUUUCUUCGGUGGAACAGGCCUUCCAAGUUCCUAGACGAAGCCCAUGAAGAAAUGAUCAGCAUUAUAAAAUACAACAAGGAACUUCAGGCAAAGGUUAAUGCAUUGAGGAGGCAGCUAGCAGAGAUGGAAACAGAUGAUAGGAUGCAGGAGAACCUGUGAGAUGGCAGGGCUUCCCUUUCCAGUCCCCUUUACGUUAAAGACUAAACAUGGAAAGUGCAUGUAUUGCAGAGCCCUCCGGGUACAGCUGACCCUCAGUCCUCCCACUGCUGAAACCUUCACUUCACACUACCUCCUUGCUUUUUGGGAGGGAUUUCUGUUUUGUUUACAGAAGACAUACACAACUGGGCA
Molecule: messenger RNA, 1053 nt
Organism: Balearica regulorum gibbericeps (East African grey crowned-crane)
Lineage: Eukaryota; Metazoa; Chordata; Aves; Gruiformes; Gruidae
Source: RefSeq, a predicted model, not a curated record